Molecule: messenger RNA, 687 nt
Organism: Mytilinidion resinicola
Lineage: Eukaryota; Fungi; Ascomycota; Dothideomycetes; Mytilinidiales; Mytilinidiaceae
Exons: 3
Coding region: 1-687 (228 amino acids)
Source: RefSeq, a predicted model, not a curated record
AUGGCCGCUUUCGAAACUGACAGCCCUCCGCCCGUCGCGCAACUGGUCGGCUCAAAAGAGAAGGACUUCACGGAAUGGUUCAAAGAAUAUACCACGGCGGAUGGCAAUGAUCUCACCGAAGACUCCGAUAUCAUCCAGGCUGUCAAUUCCGACGACCUGGAUGCGGACUUUGUUGAACAACAAAUACGGGACUCAGCACCCAAAGGCCCUAUCACGAAAGGGUUCUGCGCCAAAUGUGAAGAUCUGUUCAACGACUGGCCAACGUUAGGUGGUUCAUCGACUAGAGAAUACAGCUCGAAGCCUGACCCAGACGCGGAAGGCUGGGAGCACGGUGUCGCGCGUUCAUGGAGCACUUAUGAAUUGGAAGCCUCGACACGCGCUGGAUGCAAGUUCUGCACAUUCCUACUGCAGCAACUUAAAGACAGUAACCUACUUGACACCUUUUGCAAGAUUGAAGCCCGUUUAUACGAUCUCAAUGACAACCCAGUGUCAUCUUCGUCCGUCCAAAACUGGGGGACGAAUCCAAUACAGCUCUUGUGGCUCAAUUUACCGGGCAAGCUGAUUGCUAUGACGAGCUGCCUGAUGUACUUGACACCGCGAACAAGUGGUUGUCAACUUGCUCUGAAGGCCAUGAACUAUGUACAAGCAACGAUGACGGCGCAUUGCCUUCCAGACUGGUCUCAAUAG